AUGGAUCUCAAUGACACAGUGCUGAUACGUGAGGUCAUCAUCUACUUCAGAACUGACUACAAACCAAGAAGGAAUGGUAUCCAGAUGUACGUAACGAACUCCACUGAUGUACCCAGUGGUGACAACUGCUACAACGUGACAGGAGGAAGCGAUGGAAGUGGCAUUGCUGACGUCACACGGGCACCUUGCUCUAGUAUGGGGCGCUACAUUUUACUUUACACAACAGUGACAAUUGAUGGCGACAGUCAGCCUAUACUUGACUUUUGUGAGGUAGAAGUUGAUGUGUGCAGUGGUGGUACUUUCGGCGCUGACUGUGACAACUACUGCCACUGUGACGGUGAGGUGUGCAACUACGUCAGAGGCAUCUGUCCCAGUGGAAUCUGUGUGUCAGGCUGGGGGGGCAGCAGUUGCAACAACACAUGUCCAAUGGGAGAAUACGGACGACGCUGCUCAAAGCGAUGCACAGACAGAAUGUGUAAGGACAACACCUCCAGCUGUAACCAUGCAACUGGUGAAUGUUCAGAUGGAUGUCUGGCAGGCUACCAAACACCGGACUGCACACAGGGGAGGUAA
Molecule: messenger RNA, 573 nt
Organism: Haliotis rufescens (red abalone)
Lineage: Eukaryota; Metazoa; Mollusca; Gastropoda; Lepetellida; Haliotidae
Product: multiple epidermal growth factor-like domains protein 10
Exons: 5
Coding region: 1-573 (190 amino acids)
Molecular function (GO): scavenger receptor activity
Source: RefSeq, a predicted model, not a curated record